Colletotrichum graminicola M1.001 is the source of this 849-nucleotide messenger RNA. Its product is annotated as F-box domain-containing protein. The coding region runs from base 1 to 849 and encodes 282 amino acids. The record is from RefSeq and is a predicted model, not a curated record. Lineage: Eukaryota; Fungi; Ascomycota; Sordariomycetes; Glomerellales; Glomerellaceae. Gene Ontology annotation, molecular function: protein binding. The transcript is spliced from 2 exons.
AUGGGUCCAGGCAACCGCCUCCCCCCUACCCGCCAACUUACCACAGCCCGCUCGUCAUCUCCCGUACCCGCCGGCGAUCACAGCCCUGGCCAUGCCAAUUGCGCGCAGCUCGACUUCACGUACGCCGCGGCCGCUGAUGCCCGACCACGUAUCCAAGCAGACAUAGGAGCCCAUGCCGAGCAGCAAUUGGGAGGUUCCGAGGUAGCCUCUCCAUCCUCGUGCCUGACGCUGGUUCGACCCCAGUAUCACACCACGGGAGCCAUCUCUGAACUUCCCAACGAGAUCAUGCUGCACAUCCUCGGCUAUCUGGAUGUCAAUGACCUCUUGUCCGCUUCGAGGACCAACCAUCGCCUGCGUCACCUGUCUCUCUCACCGAUUCUCCAUCACUACCGCCUCCGUCACACACGCGCCAUCUUGCCGCCAUUGCUAUCCUCCCCUUCGCGUCCUUCUCUGGCGGAACUCAUCGCCCGCUCCAUCUUUCUGACCCACACCUCGGUUGUCUCCCGCCGGCUGGCGCGCUCGCUGGUCUCCAUCCGACUCUCCCGCCGCCUUGCCACACGGCCAUCGGCCGAAGCCCUCGUUGAGCGGGCUGUUCUCCCACCCGAGUGCGUCCCCGGCAUGAGCAUGGUGCAAGUCGCACCUGCCCUUGUCGCCAAGCGACGGGCCAUAGAGAAGGAGAAGGUCAAGGACGGGCUAAGGAAGUGGGUGGAGGGCGUAUGGAAGGGUGAGGUGCGUCAGCGAGAGGAGGGCAUCAAGAAGUGGGAGGAGACCAAAGGUGUUGGAAGGGUGUGGCGGCUUCGGCGUUUCUGGGAACGAGUCUCGAGGGGAGAUGGCAUUGGCCUUCGGUAG